UAGGUAAUUAUCAUAAACAAAGCCAUACAAGCAGGUUGGCAGCACUUACACAACUAGCAAUUUCGAGCAUUUGAAUUUAACAGCAGUUUUAGUCAGAUUGGCAUGUCUGAGCCGCGCGUCCCUUGCAAAAAGAAUUCCUGUACAGAAAACCGGGCUGUUUGCGCUAAAAAAACACAAAAUAAAGUGCGUAAUAAACGUCUAUUGCACUGAAAAACUGUUCGGUUAGUGUUGCGCGAGUAUCAGUUAUAGUGUUAAACGUGUUUUUAUGUGCGCUGUACAAGUCUAGCUUUACUUUUCGCUUGCGGCUUCCUUUUUCUAUUCAUUUUCUUCUGCACCAAGCGAAAGUUGCAGCCGCCACCGUCGCCGACGCUCAUACCGCCCACAAGCUCACAAAUUUUCAUUCGCAGCUGCAUUGUAAUUAAUUUAAUGCUAAAUGUAUAAUGUCGCUGGAUGGCGCCCAAUUAAACUAUGUAAAUGCCGCUGGCACUACAGUCGCAUACACGGCGAAAGGACGUAACUUCAAUGUGGGCUCCUUUUUGGGCUGCGAUUUGGUGCUGCCCGAUGCUGAGCGCAUUCACUGCGAGAUACAAUGCGAUGCCUUUGGCAGGGUAACCAUCUACAAUCACUCGAGCAGCGAGCCAAUCCUGCUUAACGAUCAGAUUGUGCAGAUGAAGGCCAAGCGUCCACUGCUGCAUGGCGCACGCAUUAAAAUACUGAAUGAAUCGUAUAUCUGGCAUUUUCCCAAAAGUGAAGAGUCUAACACACCGGAUCGACAGCCACCGGAGCAGGCGCCAAAUUCAUCGCCCAGUUUAAAAGCUCACCGACAACGUCGUCAAUUCGACAAUCGCCUCACCGUCCACAACUUUCGAUAUUCAAUCAAUUCGGACGAUGAUGGCAACACAUCCAUUGAAUCGCGCGAACUGGAGCUUAGCACGAGCAGCAAUGCAGCAGAGCCUACGGUUGCGGCAGAGCCGGAACGCUGUAUAACACCGCCAGCCAAAGACGUGGACGAUACGAUGCCCAAAGUGGAUCUGCUGGAGGCGACACAGAACAAGGAGAAUACCAGCAAGCCUUGCAAUAAGCUAAUGCUACAGUUGUGUGCCCGCUCGGAUGUGGCAAUCACAUCGUUUUCACCACGCGAAACGGGCGUCAAGAUUGAAAAGUCCUUCAUGCGCGUGAUGAAACCCAGCACAGCAAUCGGACUGCUGUCGGCGGCGACAACGCCGAAAAGCGUCUAUAAUACGCCGAAGAGUGUGCUCUCCGAACAGAACGAUGAUAGCUGCAGUCGCGAUCUAAUGGAGUUCAGCACGCCGUCCACAUCGAAAAAGGCUCUGGCUGGCAAACGUGCAUCAUCCAUGUUUCUAAUUGAUUUGACAACGCCGCAACGGUUGCGGCCCACAUUAGCCGUGACGCCCAGACAUACGCCCGGCAGUGCUGGCAUCAUCAGUGUCGACUCCACAGAUGAAUCCUCUGAUGCUUCGCCGCUGGUCAUAGACAUAACCAACUCGUCCACGCCCUCAUCAUCAAAACAACAGCCACGUCUGUUGGCCAAAACGCCCAAGGAGCAGUUGCUGGCGGCCGGGUCCACGCCGAAGCGUACGCCGCAGUCGCUGAUGAAACGUGCACUGAUCACCAGCGCCAAGAAGCAAUUGCCCACAACUAACAGCAAACGCACCACGCCGGCGGCAACGUCUGGCAGGCAGUCGCUGCUCGAGGCACGUCGUCAGUGCCUGACCGCGCCACGACGCCUGCCCUUCCACCCGCAGCCGCAAUGGCGCACAGUGGGCCGUCGUCAGCAGUCCGGAGUGCCUGCCAAAGCACCGCUGACAUCGCCACGCAAACGUCAGUCGGUAUGCUUAAGCAGUCCGCGCGACAACAAAAUCUCGCAGGUGCGCAAAACGCUGGCCGCCGCCGCCAAGCUGAGUCCCGGCAUGGGUAUGAGCAACAAGCUGGUGGCCAAAGCACGUCGUGCUCUUAACUCGCCCAAGCAAAAUUCACCGCAGCGCAUCGCCUCGCCCAAAGUUGAUGCGGCACAGCCAAAAGGAGCACCAGACCUUGCAGCCAAUGACACCUUUACAACAGAUCUUGAACUUAAUUCUUCAGCUGAGCUGAGUCGCACGUUUACCAUAGAUGAUAAUGGCGAGCACGUGGAACAGCCCAUGGCAGCAGCAGCUUUGGAGGCAGUGGCUGCUUUGAUAAACGAUGAAGAAAAUGGAAAGCCUCUCCUAGUUGGUUUGCUGGACAGGAGUGUGGAUAAGAGCAAACAGCUGGAAGCUUCUUUAAAUGAAAUUCAAAGUAAUGGCAAUGCUGCACGAUUGGAGCUUAAUGAGAGCAGCACAGGAAUUGUGUCUGCAGCAGCCACCAAAGAUACCGAAAUUUCCAGAACAAGCAGCGAAAUCAGUGAAGCCAUGAAUAAGACCAAUGAUAAGCAUGCACUAGACAGAACCUUCGAUGCGAAUGUUUCUCAGAAUUUGCCUGCAGAUAUUUGUAUUGAAGCCAAUAACGAAUCCCUGAAGGCAGCCGUGGAGCAUUCGACAACAGUUGAGCCUACCAGUGUUCGGAAAGAGAAUCUUAGACCGACAGAUGUUGAGCAUAAAGUUGCCAGCGAUGAUAAAUCUAUUGGAUCACAAGAAACAGACCAGGAAUUGAUUGAGGAUCCACACACUGAAAGCGUGUGCAAUGUGACAACAGUUGAUGUUAUUGACGAUAGCAUCUGCGAGGAGGUGGCCACAACAACAACAUAUCAAGAAGCUGAGGAUGGUAUUACAGACCUGCAUAUAGCUGAGGACGCCAUUUGCGAGGAGGUGCCUACCAGCCAAGAGAAUGCUGUCCAAGAUAAUGAUUCGCCAGAAGAAGGUGUCGAACAGAUAGCACCAAGACGCAGCAUGCGACGCCUUUCAGUGGAACAGAGUGCAGUCGGCUUAACGACCAGACGCAGCGUUCGCCGCGCCUCAAUGGAGGCCAGCAACAAACUGGAGCAGUGCAGCAAGCCCACACGUCGUGCCUCGUGCACGGCGAGUCUGGAAAAUCAAGUAAACGUCAUUGCUCCCGCCACGCCCAAACGUAAGCGGCGCCUCACGGAGGAGCUGUCCACGCCAACUCGCAAAUCGCUACGCCUGCUAAUCCAUACACCGAAGCCAGCAGCGGAAGUGGACGAAUCUGUGGGCGACAUGGGCGUCAUAGUAGAAGAGGAGGAUGCACUACAGAUAGAAGCUAAUAAAUUGCCAGCGGAUGAGGAUUACGGCAAUGAACUGACAGCUGAUGCGAAUGAACCAGAUAAAAUUGACUACCAUGGCAUGCGGGAGCUGUUGAAGACGCCCAAAAGCUGCAGUACACCGCGUUUCAAGGGACUCCGCGAAAUGAUGCGCACACCCAAGGUGCCCAAAUCGCCAAUACUGGGCAACAUUGACGAGCUACUGGAAGCUGAUUCAAAUGAUGCAACUGGCACUCCCAAACGUCAACUAACUGUAAAUCGUGUUACAUUGGAGCUGACACAUUCCGAAGCGCCGGGCGAUGCACAGGACUUGUAUUUCAAGACGCCGCGUGGCAAGAAUCUAAUGAUACCAAACGAGCCCGCUAGCGCUGUGCUGAAAACGUGUGAGAAUUCGCUGGCCACGACCACUGAAUACGAUUUGAAUGCAACAAAUACAACGUUGCACUUGGAUAAAAUCUUUGAUGAUGUGCUGACGGCGGAAGCAACGAAUCCCGUCAUCACUGUCGAGGACUCGGAGGCCGAGAUAAAUGUGACUGCUGUCAGCGUAGCCAAUACUUCCGCUCCGGAUCCGUUGUCCACAACUGUAGCAAGAGACGAGUCUGUGGAACCGAGUGACACUAUGAACUCCGAGGCGCUGAUGACAAUUGCUAAUAUUGAUGGCAGCAAUCGGGAUCCCUUAACAAGCACCGCAUUCAAGCCUGGCGCUGGAGGAGAUCUUCAUACGAGUGCGCUGAGCAAUGAGCGUUAUUCGGAUAUAGCCAAAUCAACGGAAAUUUGCGAAGUGAGCGGCAUACAACUACUCGAUCAGACAUCGGAUUCCAUGUUCUCUGAGCAACUAAUUGUUUCCGGCGUGGCCUCGUGCGAUGUGACAUUGGAGGAAACAAAGGCCACGGGUCUUGUAAAAUUGCGUACGCCCAGGAAAGAGAGGCUGGAAGAAGGCUCUGAUACGGAUUCGAUGGUGGGUCUGACUGAGCCUCUAGUACUUAGCGACGAUGAGGAUGAGGUGGAAGUGGUACCAGAUGGCAAUGAGCAACUAGAGAAGCCAAAUGCCAACAAAUCUGUCGUUCAAGUAGAAGAAACUCAUCUUGAACAGGAGCAUUCUCAUCAUGUUUCUAUCAAAGAACCGGAACAAGAUAGAUACGAUUUUGAUAUAGCUGAGAACUCAUCGGUCAAAGAGCAAGAGUCCAUUGAAAAUAAAUCAGCUAUCUUAGAUAAUUCUCAGAAGAAUGGCCAGGAAACUGAAGUCUCAAUUGUCGAGGAAUUAUCAGUUCAACUUGAAACAUCAACUCAAACCGUAUUCCAGAUUGAUUUGGAGGCAACUAACAUAGACGAAACGUUGGCUCAGAUUGAUAUCAAAAGAAAAUCUACAAUUUAUACUAUUAAUGUUAGCCAGGAUGAAGUUAACACGAGCUUAGAAGAAUCUUUAGACAACAAUUUAAGCAAAGUGCAAGAUGAGUCCAUUAUUGAACUGAAUGCUUCAAGCGCAGCUGAAGAAUCGUUGAGCAAAGAUAUAAAUAAAGCUCCAGACGUGUGUAAAGAUGAGUCCAUAAUAGAACUGGAUGCAUCAAAUGCAGCAACGUCUAGUGUUGGGGAAUGGAAUAAAUCAACAGUUAAUGACAAAAAUAAAGACUUUCAGUUCAAUAAAUCUCAGGAUCUUGAGCAACUAGCUGAUGAACUCGAAGCCGUCGAUGAACCUGUCGAAGAAUGGUCGAUUGAAGAAGUUCUGGAAUGUGAACUCUCCAGCAAAGAAAAGGGUGAGAUUCAAAAAGAGCAAAGUCCAGAGCUUAAAUCAAAUGUAUCUAAAGAAUCCCUUGAACAUGACUUGGCAAAAGAUACAAAUGAAGCCGAAAUACCGGGAACACUUGAAGCCACAAAUGAGCAAGAGUCUAUUCUGGAAGAGUUUAUAGAGUCCAAAGAAACCUCAAUAAGUAGCACAAGCGCAUCUAGGGAAACUGCCGAUGUACAAGCUGAGGAAAUUACAAAAACACCUGCUGAUGAGGAGGCAAUUGUUCAAAAUGUUACGAUUACAGUCGACCUAGAAGAGUCCGUUAUCGAAUUGGAUGCCUCUGUACUAGAAGAUGCAGAUAUUCUAAUUGAACAAUUAGAGGAGCAAAUUCCAGAGAUCGUUAUAACAUCGCCCAGUGAGAUACUAGAUUUGAGUGAAGCUGGGGUGGAAGCUAUUCAACUAAAUGAGUUGUUGAUGGAAAUCAGUGCCUCAACGGUGGCUCAAACUGAAUGCAAAGGCGAGGCUACCUCUAUCGAAGCUGAGCCGGAAAUGGAGAUGAAUGCCUCAGCAGGCAAAUCAGUUGUUCAAGAAGAUAUCCAAGAAUCUAUGCCAGGAUCUGCCGAGGAAUUGUUAAACCAAUUGAAUCCCACCGCUGAAAGUGAAUCUGACAAUGCCGAAUCUGAGGAAUCUGCUGCUCAAGCUAUCCUUGAAAGCAGUACAACCAAUGAGAAUGAGUCGAUAGUUCAGCUUGAUGAUGAAAACGAAAAUAAAUUCACUGCAUCGUUUGGUGAUAUCCUGCCCAGAUCUUCCGAAGAAUCCUCAGCGGACACGAACGAAGCUCCCGCCAAUGUAGAAGCGUCACUGAUUGAACCAGAUGCAUCCGUUGCAGUCAAAGGCGAUAAGAAUGAGCAAAAUGUCAAUGAACAGGCUAGCGAAACAAGUGAAAAAUCAAUUGGUGAUAAGGAUAAGAAUACAACUCAAGGCGAUGAGGAAGUCACGAAUGUAGAUGAGUCCGUCAUCGAAUUAAAUGCUUCAGUUGUAGCAGAAGCUGAUAAUACUUUGGAUGAACACAAAGAACAAGCACCUGCACCAUCUGAAGUCACGAAUGUAGAUGAGUCGUUGAUUGAACCGAACACAUCAGUUGUGGGUGAAGCAGAUAAUGUGGACAAACAGCUUGGUGCAGAAGCUCCUGAAAUGAUGGAAUCAUCUUCUGAAAGAGCUUCGAUUGAGGCUACUGAUGCACAUGAAAUGCACGUCACUGAUGAAGCUAUGCAUGAGUCUGCUAUUGAAUUGGAUGCUUCAGUUGUAACAACAACUGAAAUUCCAAUUUCAUCCAAAGAUAAAGCGUCAGUGGAUGAGGAAGCUAAGCGGAAAGAUAAUUGCUCGUUUAAAUCGAAUGCAGAGACGGAAGGACAGGAAUCUCUUGAAAUAUCCAUAAACGAAAAGCAGACGGAAGAAGAAAAUACAACCAAUGGCAAACAAGAUGAACCGAUAGAGGAAAUACCACCUUUUAUUGAAUCCUCAGCUCAAAGCCAAGACAUAAAGGAAGCGGUGAAUACUGUUUUAGAUGCUUCGACAGCAAAUCAGUCAGAUCUUGAGGAACCUAUUGAGAUCUCGCAAGAUAUCAAAUCUGACCAUGAAAAAGUUGUGGAUGUAAUCGAUACAGAUGCUGCAUGCAAAGCUGGGGAUGAUUUUAUAGAAGAAAAUGAAAACCUACUGGCAAAAUCAAGCCCAGUUCCAGAAUCAUCAGUACAGGCUGAAGAGUCAACUACAAACUUGGAUUACACGGCUGAUAAUGUGGCAGAGAAGGACAUCGAAGAAUCAAAAUCAAGUCCCGUCGCAGAGUCUAUAGAACUACAGGUUGAGGCUUCAAAUGACACUUUGAAUGAAUCCGCCUCAAGUGUAGCCAAAAUGGAUGAAAAUGUGACAGCUGAAGCUGCGCCUGACGAACAACUGGGAGUUCAAGGAGAAAGUAAUCAAGUUCUUGACCAAAUAGAAGCUGCAAGCGCGGAUCAGUCGGAGCUGAAUGUUGUAGCUGAAAAUGAUCAGAAGAAGCCCACGAUUGACGAGGAGGAGUCUUCUGAAGAAUCAGAAAAAGUUGAGGCAGCUAUUAAUUUGGAUGCCAGCUGCGCGGCUGAGAAUGAUCCCGAAUCUGUAGCAGAUAAUUCGAUUGAAGAAAGCGCGGAUCAGUCGGAGCUUAAUGUUGUAGCUGAAAAUGAUCAGAAGAAGCCCACGAUUCCCGAGGAAGAGUCUUCUGAAGAACCAGAAAAAGUUGAGGCAGUUACUGAUUUGGAUGCCAGCUGCGCGGCUGACAUUGAUUCUGAAUCUGUAGCAGAUAAUCCAAUUGAAGAAAGCGCGGAUCAGUCGGAGCUGAAUGUCGUAGCUGAAAAUGAUCAGAAGAAGACCAAGAUUGCCGAGGAAGAGUUUUCUGAAGAACCAGAAGAAGUUGAGGCAGCUAUUGAUUUGGAUGCCAGCUGCGGGGCUGAGAAGGAUUUCGAAUAUGUAGCAGAUAAUCCGAUUGAAGAAAGCGCUGAUCAGUCGGAGCUGAAUGUUGUAGCUGAAAAUGAUCAGGAGAGGCCCACGAUUGACGAGGAAGAGUCUUCUGAUGAAUCAGAAAAAGUUGAGGCAGCUAUUGAUUUGGAUGCCAGCUGCGCGGCUGAGAAUGAUUCCGAAUCUGUAGCAGAUGAUCCGAUUGAAGACAGCUUAGCAAUGGAUACAGAAGAGCAGUCGAGAGAUUUAUUGACUGGCGUCGAAGAAUUUUUAGCUGAAGAAGAAGAAUUGGCUGGACAGGAAGAUAAAGGAGUUGGUAAAAUGGCAGAUCAACCGAAUGCUGCACAGGAAACUGAAACUAAUCAAUCCGAAGGAGCGGAAGAUAUUAUUCCAAUGGAAGAGAUCAAUUUAAGCUCGUCUCAAGUUGAAAGCCUAGACAAAGAUGAUGAGGAUGAGGUGGAGAAAACUGAAAAGAUGCCCGCAGAAGUUUCACCUGUUGAAAGCGAGGCGGUAAUUGACUUGGAUGAUUCCACAGUUGACUCCAGCUCUGUAGCUGCGACUGUGAUUGAAUUAGAUGAUUCUACUACAGCAGAUUCCAGCUCUGAUGCAACAGUUAUUGCACCUUUUGAUGAAGCGGUUAUUGAACUGAAUGAUUCCUCAACUGACACCAACUCUGUGCUGGAUAAACAAAGUGAGGACACAAAAGCUGAACCUCUUGAAUCACCGCCAAUGCAAGUCGCAAUCGAAUUGCCCGAAGAUAGCAGCUCGAUUUCGAAUAUAGAAAAUGCCGAUGCCGAAGCAAAUGUCACAACUACCGACAACUUAAAUCAGGUAACAGUAGGCGACGGGUACGAACGGCAGGCAGUCUCUGAACAGGUUCAAAUAGAGGCAGUAGCUACUGAAGCCCAGAAAGUAAACGAAGCUGAAAAUUUGGAGAACAAAAUGGAGGAAGAGCCAAAGAAAGUGCGACGUGGCCGCAGGCCAUCAAUACUUGUGGAACCCGAAGCCGAACCUUACGAACCGAAGUCAAGCAAACGUGGCAACAGAAACGCAACACCUACUGUGAAGGCAGAAAAUUCCAAGCUCAGCAGACGACUGUCAACAGAUGUGUUUGCCGAAAGUCAAGAUCAAGAAACUAUUGAGAAAGCGGAAGUGCAGCAGAAGGUGGAUGUCGUCGAAAAUAUUGCGCGUGUGACGAAUGUGAAAAAGGCGCCAGAAGCUGAUGAUAAGACCAUGGAAAAGCCCAAGCGACUUAGACGCAAAUCUACGGCGGAGCUUGCGGAAAAUGUAAAGCAAGUGUCUGCAGAGGCGACUGACCAGGAAAAGCCGAAGCGGCGUGGCAAAAAACAUGCCGCUGAAAUUGUUGAUGCCCAAGUAGAAGGGAAAACGGACGACAGGACUAAAAGGUGUGGACGUAAAUCUGCGUUGGAGACGGAUGAAAGUCAAGAAUCCGUUGAAAAGCAGGAAGCUGAAAAGAUUGCAGAAGGAGUCGAAAUAAGUACAGAGAAUAAGUUCGAUGAAACAAGCGAUUUAACCAAAGCGAAACGGCGUGGAAGAAGAUCAACAGUUGAUGUCGAAGUCGAGAAGAAUGUGAAAGACACAAUCGCAGAAAUACAUAAACCGAAACGCCGUGGAAGGAAACCAACGGUGGACACUGAAGCAGUUGAGCGGGAAGUUGAGGAGACAAUCGCAGUAGGAAUUGUCACACACGGAGAGAUUGUCGCCGAAGCGAGCGAUCUAACCAAAACAAAACGUCGUGGAAGAAAAGCUACAGUUGAGGCAGUUGAAACGGAAUCCCCUGCAGAGAAGAAAGUGGAAGAAGCUAUCGAAGCAGAAAGUCAAACGUCUGAAGAAGCAAACAGUCUGCCCAAAACAAAACGUCGCGGAAGAAAAGCGACAGUUGAGGUUAAUGAAACUAAGCAGCAAGCUGAGAAGUUGAAAGAAGCAAUUGUGGAUAAAACAAUGGACUUGGAUAAGCCUAGGACGAGACGCGGCCGAAAACCGACAACGGAAAUUGAACCAAGCGAGGCGCCGGCACAAGGGAAACUCGUAGAGGGAACAAAUGACGAAACACAUACUCAAGUGGAGAAGGAAGAGGAGUCAACCGAUACAGACAAGCCAAAGCGACGGGGACGCAAGCAUUCCGCUGAUGUUGAAGCUGAAGCGCCGGAAGUUGUUGCAUCCGUAAAGCCCAUUGAGGAGCCAAUCAAAGAGAAGCCCAAACGACGCGGUCGCAAGGCAUCAUCGGCAGAGGUGGCAGAAACAACCGAAACAGCGCAGCUGCCAGAGCGCAAACCCGCGCGUACUGCACGCAAAGCUUCAGCGGAAACUGUGGAGCAGCAAGCAGCAUCCAAGGAGCAUCUUGCUAUAAUUGAAGAAGCAGCCGAGCCGGCGGCAAAGAGCAUGCGUUUGGAAGACCCAGCUGUGGCGGAGACGUCGUCCACAGUCAAAAAGCGUGGCCGUCGGCCAUCUGUCUCUGCGGAAUCUGUGCAGCCAGCAUCCCCGGCACAGGAGCUGGUCGUGGCAUCCGGUUCACGGGAGAAGAGUGCAACGCGACGCGGACGCAAGGCCACAGCCGAUACAGAUGCGCCAGCUGAGACGGCUGAGCUUAAGCAAAAGCGACGCGGUCGUAAGGCAUCGGACGACGGAAUGCACUCAACGGAUGAAACGUCGCAGGAGCCAGCAGAGAAACAAGCUAGGCGUGGUCGCAAGCCCAGCGCGGACGUAGAGCACAAAGCUGCCGCAGAAGCAGAGCCGCCAGUCGAAAAGAAACCCACGAAACGACGCGGUCGUAAACCGUCAGUUCAUAUAGAAACCUCCGUGGAGAAGCCGCCGCCGCCGACGCCGCAGGCGAAGAAGGCAACCGCGCGACGUGGACGCAAAGCCUCAUUGUCCGCAACGGUUGAUGAGCUGGAGCAGCAGCUCGAUGUGCAGAAUUUGCACGCGCAGCUGCCGGAACCAGCCAUAGUUGUUGUGGCAGCAUCGCCAAAGCCACAGCUGCCAAGCUCAGAGGAUGAGCUAACGCCGCGACGUCGCGAAGGACGGAAUUUACCGCGCAAGAACUAUGACGAAACAUCGGAUGAGGAUAAGUUGGGCUCCUCGUCUCGCCGAGCACGUAAACCUGCAGCCGGCAAAACGGCCGCAACUACAGCUGCCAAAUCUCCAGGUGCAGGAACAUCGCCCAUACCAAAGCCCAACACGCCGCUGCCCACCAAGCAAAAAGCAACCGCGGAGCCGACUGUGGAGCCCGUGGAGCCCGUGGCGCCGCACACGCCCACUGGACAGACGAUUGUACUGCCAGAUCAAACAAGUUCACAGCGACGUGAGGGACGCAAUGUGCCGCGCAAGAAUUACAAUGAAACGUCCGACGACGAGAAGCCGGCCACAUCGCGGGGACGUCGUGUCCGUCAGCCGACGGCCAAGGCGCUGGAGCUUUUGGUGGAUGCAGCUGUGCAACGUCCCGCUACGCCCAAGCGGCGCAAGGGCAAAGCUGCCGCCGAACACGAAGCCGAAGCCGAACAGCCGCCAGAGAAAAAGGUCGCAGCGGACGAGGCCACGCCUGUGGUAACCAAACCGCGUGGCGGUGCGCGGCGCAAGGCGCCUGAAAUGGAUGGAGGGGCCGAUAUUGUAGCCGCAGCAGCUAAACGCGUUGCACGCAAUCGCAAGGAGAGUGCCACCAGUCAACACGAAGAGGCCGAUGUGGAGGAUGCGGCGGAGCCAAAGCAGACGCCAGCGAAGCGCAAUGCACGCAAAGCCAAAGCAGCUGAGGCGCAGCCAGAGGCGGAGCAGCCGGCUACCAAAAAAGCCCGAGGCGGUGCACGCGCCAAGACGCCAGUCGUUGUGGCGGACCCGAACGAUGUGGAGAUGGAUUCAACGGAGGUGCCGGCCACCAAGCGAGCACCGGCUGCACGUGGACGUGCUGCACGCACCACCAAGCCCGUCCAGGAAGUAGAAAAUGAGUCGGAGACGCCGGCACCCAUACGCGCCGGACGCGGUCGCAAGGUGCACUUCGAGACGACGGAAGAGACAACAACGUCAACAGCAUCUGCGGCCCAGCCUGGGCAAUCCGAAGCGCCCAAACGUGCCACACGCUCUCGUCGUAAAUAAAUCAACAUACAUACAUAUAUAUUAUAUAUUUUAACAUAUUUACCAUUUCUCCGUUUAAAGUUCAUAAGUUUUUGUUUAUUGUUUAUGCCUCCUGUGUACAAAAAAAAAAUGGUUUGCAGCAUGGUAAUAUAUAUUUAGCUACGUACUGUUAA
Drosophila montana is the source of this 11689-nucleotide messenger RNA. RefSeq names its product microtubule-associated protein futsch. The record is from RefSeq and is a predicted model, not a curated record. Gene Ontology annotation, molecular function: protein binding. Lineage: Eukaryota; Metazoa; Arthropoda; Insecta; Diptera; Drosophilidae. The coding region runs from base 441 to 11537 and encodes 3698 amino acids. The transcript is spliced from 7 exons.